Messenger RNA from Neospora caninum, 6246 nucleotides. RefSeq names its product putative PPR repeat-containing protein. Bases 1 to 6246 code for a protein of 2081 amino acids. Lineage: Eukaryota; Apicomplexa; Conoidasida; Eucoccidiorida; Sarcocystidae. Gene Ontology annotation, molecular function: protein binding. The record is from RefSeq and is a predicted model, not a curated record. The transcript is spliced from 11 exons.
AUGGGAGAAACAAAGGCGCCCGAGCCGCCUUCGGCUUUGGUCUGGCGAGACAGAGAGAAGGCAGAGAAGGAAGAGAAGAAGGAGAAUGAACCCCAGAGUGUCUCUGCGUCUCCGGUGGAAAACGAUGGGGCACCGGAGAGGCAGAAAAACGCUUGGGAAAGAAGAGCGAUGCUUGCAACGGAGAAGAACCGGAAGAAUGCUGAGCCUACAGCUUCUCCCGCAAUUUCUCUUCCCGGCUUUUCGCCCUCAAAGUCUUCCGCGCUUUUCUGUGCUUCGCCAGUUUCUUCUUCGCCGUCUUCCCACCUCUCGCCGCCUCGCUGUCCCUCCUCGCCGUCUCCGUCCCCUGAGGAGACUCGAAGCCUGCAGGCGUCUCUCGAUGCUGCACGCCGUGGCGAUUGGCAGCGAACUUUCUUCCACUUCUCUCGAGCACUUCAGUCCCUCUGGGGUUCUCUGAACAGCGAAGAAGAACGUUUGACCUUGCUUUCUUCCUCAGUCUCAAAAAAGGGUGGAGCCCCGCUCUUGGGCAGAUUGAGCUGUGGAGAAGCGCGCGCUGAGAACCUGUCUUCGCGUCUUCGGCGCUUCGUCCGGUUCGUUAAUAUUCUCUUUGUUCUCCUCACUUCACCGUCUCCGAACCCUGGACCGUCCCCUCCUUCCUUCUCGCUGUCGGAGUUGUCUGUCUCUCUCCUUCGCUCGUUCCCCUCGUCUUCCUUUCCUCGGGAAGUGCCUUCGCCGCCCGCACCCGGGCCCUGGCCCAACCCACGCCCUUCGCCGUCUUGUGGAAAUGUGGCGUCUGCAUGCAGCGAGGCUACUGGAGACGCUCCGCCUCCGCCUCCAGCCGUCUCCGCUCCGUUCCGCUCUCGGCGGACAGCCUCUGCUGGGGAUCCCGACGAUGCCGGCGGAGACAGCGCGAGCGCAGAGGGCCAAGACGGCGAAACUGCGGAGAGAGAAGAAACGGAGGCAGAGGAGGCUGUCAGGAUGGUUCUGACGGAAGCCGCGAGAGACGGCCUUCGUCUCCCCCCGCCGCUUCUCGUGGCCUUGCGGCUCUACGUGGAUCUGCGGCACCUGCAGAGAAGGCUUCAUCGUUUCUGGCGAAGCAGAGAGACGUGCCGAUCUCUGCUUGGACAGGCAGAAGGGGAGACGGCGCGGGCCGAAGAAUGCGGCGCGGAAAGAGGAAAAGAAGGCCUCGCGGCGGUCGAAGACGGGAGAGAAGAAAGACCCGAACAGGAGGGAGAAACAGGACCGCAAGAGCCGCGCUCAUCCACCGACUACAAAGACAGUGGCAAACUCCUGAGCCCAGAGGAAGCAGAGACUCUCGGAGGUUCUCGCGACGAGGCCUCUCUUUCGCCGUGUUCGUCCGGUGCCUCGAGGGAAGGCUCACCGAACUUUGGAGGCAAUCCCAUGGGUGGCUGUUGCGUCACUGACACGGGCGGUGACGCGGGCGUUUCUUCGCAUGCGCAGCCGAUUCGACCGUUGGUGCGUCUGCCGCGCAUUUUCCCCGCUUCCGCGUUCCCCGUGACGGCCUGUGUGACCACCGGGUUGUUCUCAGCCCUUGCGCGCGAGAGCGAAAAGUGUCUGGAAAACAAAAACAAAAGACUCGCAGCGCGGCCUGCUGGCGAGGACCGCAUGUGGCUGCUGCCGCUCGUCGGCGCCCUGUGGCGAAACGCGAAAAGAGCGCAUGCGACGUUGCUCGACUUUCUCGCGCAGGAAGAACGGAGAGCACACGCGAAAUCUCGAGAAAAAGCAGCAGAGGAAGACAGAGGAGACCAAGAAGGAACACAGAGACGACCAGGAGACCGACCCACGGGAGCAAACCUAGGCCGAGAGACACCGCAGAGCGAGAUGCGGCCGGGAGGGCUCCCGACCCAAGAGGCGGACCCCAAGACCGUGAAGAGAGGCGCAGUGGAUGAAACUACAGAGAAAAGACUCGAAAAACAAACGCCCCCCAAGACGGUCCUCGAUGUCCCUGCCUGCAAUGCCCUAAUGAACGUCCUAGCCAAAUGCCGAGGUAGAGGCGAACGCGGAUUGGCGGCCUCAACCGUUUCACCUCUUGACAUUCUGCGAGAAAUGGAGGAAGACUUGGGGCUGCGCCCGGAUCUGCAGAGUUUCCACACGGCGAUGGACGCCUUCGCGAAAGACGGCGACAUUCGAAACGUCUCGAGGCUGUUUGACCGUCUCCUCGCGAACGGCCUACAACCCCAAACGCGCACCUUCUCCAUUCGCCUCCACGCGGCGGCCCAGCAUGGAGACAUCGCCGGAGCUCGGGACAUUUACGCCGACAUGCAAGCGUGGAAGGUGGAGCCGAACGCAUUCGUUCUCACAACGCUCAUCCAUCUGUGCACGAAAGCGGGGCACUUCAAGAGUGCGGUUCGCCUUUUUGAGAAAAUGACAAAUGACAAAGUGAAACCCACCGUGGCCGCGUGGACUGCGCUCCUUGACGCGUGCUGCCAAGCUGCGGGGGCUCGAGCCCAGGAAUCCCACCUCCUACGGAGCGUUUCUUCUCGUCCUUUGCCUCCGUCUUUGUCUCCAUCGUUUUCUGCUCCGUCUCCCUCUUCUUCACCUCUUUCUUCUGCUCUUUCGUCGCCCUCUUCGCUUCCACCUCCCGCUUCCUCGCCUCGGGCUGCCGGAGAAGAAGUCGCUGCGGAGGCGCGCGGAUCGCGAGACGCGGGCUCUGAACAGGCCGCGAUUUGUCGCGGGAACGAGGAGCGAGGCAGUUUCAUCCAUGCAGACGGAGCAGGGAAUGUCGAGGCGAAGGAUCUCCAAGAAGGGGAAGAUUCACCGUUUCGAACUGUCCCGUGGUUGCCCCAGGCCAUGCAAGCUAUGGCUGCCUCGGGACUUCUUCCGAACGAACGUGCCUGCAACAUCUUCUUGUACGGCCUUCUUCGCCAUCCGCGGCCUGCCGUUCACUUCGACGCUGCCAUGGGAGUCUGCCGCUUCAUGAGAGAGCUCGGCGUGUCUGUGAACCAGUUAACGUUCACGUCGCUGAUCUCUGGGCUGCACAAGCGUUUUAACUCCCUCCGUUAUUCACUGAGGCGCGAGGGCGUAGAGGCGCACAGAAAGCAGGGAACCGGAGACGGCUGCCAUGUGGAGAGAGACAGCAAGCAGAAGCUGAGGCCUGCCUUUGCGCUUCACCCCGCCCCGACGCCUACGCACACCGCCACCUCGAUCUCUGCAUUUCUUCGGACCGCUUCUCAGUGCGAGUUCGAUCCUGCCGUCAGGAGUCUCCUGCAGCGUUUCUUCGGCGCGUGCAGUCAUCUGGAAACCUUGUUCGACCGCAUGCGCGCAUUGCCUUCCCCUCCAACCGGUGGGUUUGCUUCCUCGCCCUCGGGUUCGCCGACGUCUCCCUCUUCGUUUUCGGAGGAGCGCGACUGCACGCAUGCAACGCCGAGAAGCGACGGCGCCGAAGGCGAGACGGAAGAGGCGCGGGACGAAGAGGGGGGACAACGGACACAGGAAGACUCGCACAGAGUCGGGGCAGAACGAGAAGAGCGGGAGCGAACUGAAGCAGAGGGAGAGGGAGGGAAGGGCGCCGAGAGUGGCGGGGAGGGUUCUUCGCUCCAAAGACGUGAAGAAAGACUGCCUGCGUUCGAGGAAAGAAGUCCCGACGGAGAUUCCGGAAGAAACGAGCGUGAGACGUCGACGCGUCAGAACGGGGCCCGCACGACAAAGAUCGUGCCUUGCCUGGCGGCAGCCGAAAAAGCCCUCAGGACGAUUCGCGCCGCAUCUUUCAAACUCCUCGGCCGCGCGUCAACCGCGAAGCACCAGGCUGUCUCGCAGAACUUGCAGAACCCGUGGGCCGGCUCGUCAGAGUCUCCCGCCUUCUCGCCUCUCGCCCCUUCGCCUCUGUCCUCUCCAGCCGCCAUGCCGUGUUUUUCAAAGGCUCUGAGUCCCCUGACUGCCCUCGCUGUCGAGACAGCAACGGAACGCGCGCGCGCAAUCUCGCGUGUGGUUUCGCUGCUGCGUGCAGCCUCUCGCCAGACUGCUCGCCCUUCGCUCUCUUGCGAUUCGGCAUCUUCCGCGGGUUCGCCGGCUGCAGGCGCCUCUUUGGCGCGUCUCCAGGCAGCCGUCGAAGCGGUGGAUGCGUUUGCAUGCGCGCACGUGAAGCGAGCGCUGGAGCUGUGUGGAGAAUGCGUAGGAGCCUCGUCUGGCGCGUCUCGGCUCACAAACGCUCCUCUUGGUCGAACGCCCGUCCGUCCCGAGAUGGACUGGAGCCGAACUGCGUCGCGAAUAGAGAAGAAACUGGCAUCCGACGGCAACUGUGAGCAGCGCAUGCUUUUCCCAAACGUCCCGGGAGGGCUAGAGGCCGAUGGAGCGAGAGAGCGACGCGAAGCAAUGCACGGCGUUUUGUCUGCGCCUGCCGGCGCAGACGCCAGGCAGAGCGGCGCGGAAAAAGAAAGACCAAACACGUGCAUGCAGCGGCACCGGAGUGAUCAGAGUGACGCUCGGGAGACGGAGAUGGCACGAGGAGAGCAUGCAGACUGUGGAAUCGAAAAAGACGAGCAGAGAGGAGACGAGAUGGGGGAAAGCCUGUUCGACUGGCCCGAAGGCGAGAGACCUGGUGGCCGAGUCGAACGGGAAGAACAGAAAACGCAAAGGACCGAAUUGUGUCGGGAUAUGCGGCAGUCGCGACACACUGAUAAACGCUCGCGUGGGUGCACAGAAGGUCUAGAUCUAGAUCGAACAGACCAUCAAGCUCGGCACGACCGAGGCCGAGCGCUGCCUGCCUGGCUGUCUUUGUCGACGGCGGGCGAGAGCGAAGAAAGAAGAGAAAUGAACUCUCGGUUCAAGUCACGUCUCGGGACUUCCUCUGGGGCACAUGCACCAACACCCGAUCAAGCGAGAGAGGCCUUAGCGAACCUGUUCAAGACUGCAGAGGAGUCUCUCCGCCCUCACCCUGCCGACACGUCGACACACACUCUCACUCUGUCGGCGUCCAGUCCUCUCUCUGCGCCUUCCUCUUCUUCGUCUUCGUCGUCUUCGUCCUCUUCUUUGCCUUCUUUCUUGUGUGGAGAUGAAGGCUCGUGUGAGAGCGGGAAAGAGGAGAGAGACGGGAGUGAGCGGGCGGGGUCUGCCGAGCGCGCGUUUGGACUGUCGCCUCAGGAGGUUUCGCGCCGCGGCAAGCUUCGAGAAGCCUUCGCUCUUUUCAAGGCUCUCGUGGCAGAGACAGCUGGACACCUGCCGCGCGACAGUGGCGCGGAGGGGGAGACCCCAGGAGAGAAGACACAGGGAAAGGCCGUAAGGUUCACGUGGACAGGGGGAGUGCGACGCGUCGCCCCGGUGAGCGCUGCAGACAGAAAGGCGCUGGAGAGCGCUGAGGGCUGUGCGGGGGGAAACCAGGCAGAGGCGAGAGAUCCAGACACCAAGCGAGGCCGAGUUGUCGUCCCCGACGUUGCUGCCUUCAACGCCCUUCUCAAUGCGUGCGCCCAAGUCGGGCACAUCGCCCUUGCUCUCGCCGUCUUCACCACCAUGCAGCGGUGUCGCCUGUCGCCUGAUGUGUUGACGUACACAAUUCUGAUAAAGGCCUGUGGAAUAGCUGGAGAGGUGGACACUGCAGAGCUCGUGUUUGAGGCUCUGAAACAGCGCACCUUUCCCAGUCAACCGAGUGCGCCAAACGGAUUCUUCACACCCUUUUCUUCGCCGCCGCUCUUCUCCCUCCCUUCUUCCCUCCAUCCUCCAUCUUCUUCUUCUCCUUCUCCAUCUUCUGCCUCUCCUUCUCCAUCUUCUUCCUCCCCUUCUCCAUCUUCUUCCUGUCUUUCCGGCUCUUCGUGCGGGUCCGCGGUUGACGCAAAGCCUAUGAGGGAUUCGUUCUCGGCGUCUCCGCUCCCUGACAGCUCGCCUCUCAGACUGUCCGAGGUCACAUACUACCAGAUUAUGCGGGCGAACUACCGCGCAGGGCGCUUGAAGCGGGUGUGGGGCCUUUGGAGAGAACUGCGAGAAGCCGCUGUCCUCGCGCUCCGAUCGGAGUCGCGGGAGACAAGCCAGCGCGCGUUCCUCCCCUCGUCAGCAUACUGUUUGGGUCCGCGCGUGACGAAACUGACGCUGGGGUGGAUGCUCCGGAUUUGCAUCGAGAAUCGUCUCUCGCAAGAGGCGCUGGAACUCUGCGAACACGCCAAGGUUUUCGGCGUUCGUCUACCGAGCCGUCUGCAUCAGGCCUUCCGCCAUCUCGUCGCUCCGUCGUCGUCUUCUAUGCCCCGAGGCGCAAAACAUGUCCGGCCCUCUGCGGCUCUCUCGCACUCCGCUCCUGAGUAA